AUGCCUCCUCCACCCCAAGCCUUAUCCGAUAAAGACGACGACAACUUUCCGGCCCAGCAGUUAUUCGUUCUAGGUCUUUGUCGGUUUGCUGAGCCCAUUGCCUUCACUUCCAUCAUAGCAUAUAUCUACGUCUUUGUACGAGAUGUGAGACCCGAUGACGAGGCCAAUGCCGCCGCCUAUGCUGGUCUCAUGAUAUCGGCUUUUGCUCUGGCAGAGUCAUUGACAUGCUUCAGUUGGGGUUCUUUGAGUGAUCGAAUCGGUCGUAAGCCCGUCGUCCUCUUCGGUCUCGCCGGGACAGCCUUGUCCAGUUUGGUCUUUGGUUUCUCCAAGAACUACUGGCUUGCUCUCGGAGCCCGCGUGAUCGGCGGCGCCUUGAAUGGCAAUGUUGCUGUCAUCCAGACCAUGGUUGCUGAAAUGUGCAAAAGACCAGAGCACGAACCACGAGCUUACAGUGUGAUGCCUUUUGUCUGGACCGCCGGUGCCAUUCUCGGUUCGGGGAUGGGUGGCUAUCUUGCUCAACCUGCUAAGAAUUUCCCCGAGACAUUCCCUCCUGAUGGUCUUUUUGGAAAAUACCCGUACCUUCUACCUAAUUUGAUCGCCGCUGGCUACAUUGCUGGGACAAUUGUGAUAGGCGCCAUUUUCCUCAAAGAAACGAACAUUCCGACAAAGGUGGAAUCCCUCUCACAGCAAGAUGUCUCUACUGCCUUUACCAACGAACGUACACCUUUGCGCCCACGGCAGAGCAUCGAUCGCGUCCAACAUGGGUACGAGUCGCAAGAGGGCAAUCAACAACCCUCCCUUUUAGGCACCAAUCUGCCGCUGACGGCGGGCACCACAGUUGAUCUUCGUCGAAUGUCUGCAAUAUCAGUAAGCACCACCGGGGGUAGUUUCCGACAUCUGGUUGGAACCCAGCAAAGGCGGAGUUCCAAUGCCAUCAGUGACGACGAAGACGAAGAGUUGUCGAGCCCUGGAUCCAGUUCCACUUCAAGUACAAGUCCUUGGACCCGAGAAGUCAAACUUUUGAUUGUUCAGCUCAUCAUAAUGGCCUAUUACCAGAUGGCAUAUGGUUCUCUCUUACCAGUCUUCUUCGUUGAUGAGCCCGAUCGUCCGGGCUUGGAUUUCCACGGCGGGCUCGGCUACACGGUUCGAAAUGUGGGCGUGUUCUUAUCAGUCAACGGUGUCGCUUCAUUACUCAUCCAAGCUUUCAUCUUUGCGCCAUUUGUGGCCAAUGUUGGAGUUUGGAAGUCCUUUGUAUGGCUCACCAUACUCGUGCCUCUGACCCAUGCGGCAGCGCCAUUCUUGACAGCCCUCUCAGGAUCAGCACUGGUGGCAGGAAUCUAUGUGGAUCUGAUAUUGAAUAAUUUCAUGCUGAUCGUCAUCUAUCCUUCCCUGUUGAUACUUUUGAAGAAUGCCACUCCUUCUUUGUCCAUGUUGGGAAAGGUCAACGGUCUGGCAAUGGCAGCAUCAUCAGGUGCACGGACGGUUUCUCCGCCUCUGACUGGAUUCUUUUACAGCAAGUUAGGGUCAGCCGGAGGGUUUUGGAGUAUUGCAGUGGUUGCUGCAUUGGCCGGGGUCAUGAUCUACCCGAUGACACCACCACAGGACCCAGACAAGGUUGACGAUGCUGAGGGAUAG
This is a messenger RNA of Exophiala bonariae, 1635 nucleotides long. RefSeq lists its product as uncharacterized. Gene Ontology annotation, molecular function: transmembrane transporter activity. The transcript is spliced from 3 exons. Gene Ontology annotation, biological process: transmembrane transport. Lineage: Eukaryota; Fungi; Ascomycota; Eurotiomycetes; Chaetothyriales; Herpotrichiellaceae. The record is from RefSeq and is a predicted model, not a curated record. The coding region runs from base 1 to 1635 and encodes 544 amino acids.